Messenger RNA from Hibiscus syriacus, 834 nucleotides. Its product is annotated as cytochrome c oxidase subunit 6b-1-like. NCBI's taxonomy places the organism in Eukaryota, Viridiplantae, Streptophyta, Magnoliopsida, Malvales, Malvaceae. The coding region runs from base 76 to 612 and encodes 178 amino acids. The record is from RefSeq and is a predicted model, not a curated record. The transcript is spliced from 5 exons. Gene Ontology annotation, cellular component: respiratory chain complex IV; mitochondrion.
UCCUACGUCGUUGGCUCGCCUCCCAAAGUAGAACUCGCCAACUGAAGAAACGGCCGAUCGCCCCCUCUUCUGGCUAUGGCGGAUGCUCAAACUGAAAACACCCUCUCCCUUUCUGAGCAAUAUGCAUUGGAGAAAGAGGAGAAACCAGAUGUGGCACCAAAACCAGCAGACACAAAAGAGAUUGAAAAUCCAGAAAAUGUUGCCUCUGGCUCUGGGAAUGUUGUGACUGAGAAAUUGGAGGAGGCUCCUGCUGCUACAGUUGAGGGAAGCAUCGAGACCCCUCCUCCUGCUGCUGGGGACAAUGGUGAAGGUUCUGCAGCUGAUUCGGAGGAAGGUAGCGAACCUGCUGCACAGGAAAACUCAGAUGAUGCUGAGGAAACCUCUGAGAUAAAGCUUGAGACUGCCCCUGCAGAUUUUCGCUUCCCAACUACAAAUCAAACAAGGCAUUGCUUCACAAGAUACAUCGAGUACCAUCGUUGUGUAGCCGCAAAAGGAGAGGAUGCUCCUGACUGUGAUAAAUUUGCCAAGUAUUAUCGUGCACUGUGUCCUGGAGAAUGGAUAGACCGAUGGAAUGAGCAAAGGGAGAAUGGUACUUUUCCAGGUCCUUUGUAGAUGGUACCCCAUGACUAUCAUAAAACCCUCGUGGCUUUUCUUCUGUUGUAUCAACUGUUAACCACAGAUUUAUUUCUUGGCUGAAAACAUAUUUUUUUUCCUGGAAAAUAUCCUAUUUGGAAAGGAUGAGUCAAUAUAAAUUGGGCGUGUACCUAGCUAGACUAUAUGGAUGGAUGACACAAUUGUGUUUUUGAUCAAAGGAAUUUACUGCACAUCGGUUUC